Molecule: messenger RNA, 272 nt
Organism: Staurois parvus
Lineage: Eukaryota; Metazoa; Chordata; Amphibia; Anura; Ranidae
Source: the annotation of a GenBank genome assembly
AUGUUGUGUGUAGUGUGGGGAGACCAGAUAUAGUGAAUGCAGGGUCCUGGGAGACCAGAUAUAGUGAAUGCAGGGUCCGGGGAGACCAGAUAUAGUGAAUGCAGGGUCCGGGGAGACCAGAUAUAGUGAAUGCAGGGUCCGGGGAGACCAGAUAUAGUGAAUGCAGGGGUCCGGGGAGACCAGAUAUAGUGAAUGCAGAGUCCGGGGAGACCAGAUAUAGUGAAUGCAGGGUCUGAGGAGACCAGAUAUAGUGAAUGCAGGGUCCGGGGAGA